GGCUCCCCCUGGCCGCCUCCGGUGAGCGGUGCUCGGCUGAGAUGACGGACGUCGCUCGGUGUCCGUGUUGUUGUUGUCGCGUGAGCGCGGAAGACUGAGGCGGGGAUCGACCCCGUCUCCUGCCGGGAGAGAAACGGUGAAGAGCGAUCGAGCCUCGACUAUGUUCCAGCCUCUGCCGCUGGUAGCAGAACGAGGGAUGGACGCUGACCGAGCCGAUGGAGGAGGGCGCCCCCCCGAGGUGGAGGAUGAGUUUGCGUGUGCAGGGAUGCUGCGGGGGUCUCUCACCUCGCUGCACCGCACCGUGGAGCGGAUCUUCACCGUGACCUUUGGGAUCGGGGCGGACGACUUGCCCCAUGGCAACAACGGGCAGAUUUGGCUCAAACUCCGAGGGCCGAGUCACAACGUGAAAGCUGCCAAAUUAUUCGUGAAAGGAGUCGUGAACCAGGAGGAGCAGCAGGAGGUGUCCUACCCCGGGGUCCUUCACUGCGUCUUCUGUGGAGCCAGAGGGCUGUUCAUGGACUGCCUGAUAAAAAGCACCUCUGCACACAUUCUGGUCGGUGCUCCAGGGUUCCUGCUGAUAUCCGGUCUGGCAGAGCCGGUGGUGCGAGCGUACUCCCUCAUCAUGGACCUGGUGGAUCGAUACGAGGGGACACAGUCCAGACGCUGUGAGACGGAGGACAGAGGCUCGGACGAGUCCCUGGAUUCACGCCGGGCCUUCAAAGCUGUGGUUGAGCAGUGGGAGGACCGGCACAUCCUGGACCUUCUGGUGCUUCCAGGCUCGGUGAAGGAAAUCCUGCUGGAUCUGGUGAAAGAGUCCGGGCUCGGAUCACGCAGGGACUUGUCGGGGACAGGUGGAAACGAGAAUGGAAGGGACAGACACUCGGACACUACAUACGCACUCCUCGAGCCGACCAGCGCUCCUGAGCGGUCGGUCGAAGGGAUGAGUGCAGCUUCGGGAAAAGACUCCUCAUCUGCCGGCGCCCGGGGAAGAGCAGAGGGUUCUGAGGAAAGACCACAGCUUUCUCCACAGGAGGUCGGAGAAGAGGAGCAGCCGGAGCAGAGGGACACGUCAGGGACCAAAGAGAGAGAAGGUCUGGGGGAGGAGGACCAACUGGAGCGACAGUUGUCACUGGGAAACAAAGAGUUUAUGCUUCUUCUGAAGUUCUUCACAGCCAUGGGCUACACGGAGGACGUCGUGAAACGGGUGAUCGCCAGAACCGGAUUGAAGGAGGCCUCGCAGAUACUGGAUCUGGUGCAACAGGAGCAGGAUCGCAGUGACCAGGAGCAGAGGCCUCAAGGUGUCCCGGACCCAACACAUAAAGAUGGUGUUACCCUGGAUAAGAGCGAGAGGAACCGACCCUGCGAGACAGAGCACAGGGAGGAGGAGGAAACGGCAGCAGGGCUGGAUCCGGUGAUGAGCAGCACUGGAGAAGCGAGUGGGGCGACAGGAGGCACCACCCACUGUGAGGGACAUGGUUCAGAGGACAAGGAGGAAGGACACGAGGAAGACUUUGUCCUCGGAGUGUUGAAGAAAGCUGCAGCCAGCUGUGGGUACACCGAGCAGAACGUGGCUAGAUUCUACAACAUGUUGCCCGAUCGAUCCACCCACCAGCUCCUCGUGGAGCUGCAGCGGGAGGGAGUCCGGGGGACGGAGGCCUCCAGCCAGGGUCCCAGGGAGAUGGAUGAUGUGGUGCUGGAGAAGGAGGAGGAGGAUGAAGGCUCUGAUGAUGAAGGACGGGUGGAAGUGCAAAUCCCAAAUCUGCGUGUUGCAGAACCAGAUUUGUUCCCUUGGAUCAACAAACCGAGUCCACACGCCUCACAGCCGAAGCAGCACCAGCCUCCAGAGUCACAAGCUCGACUCCCAGUCGUCCUGCCGGAGGUCAAAGGCCCCCCCAUGCCCACUUAUCCCUCAUCUCUCGAUCCUCCACCCGCCAAUCUACAAACCAACAAACUGUUUGAUGAACCCAUCUACUGGUCCCCUCCAGCCCCCCCGAAACCAGAUCACUCAGCCCACGACAAAGUCUCACACCCGAAGCCCAAGUCCUCCGUCUCUGUAAAACAAGCCUCUCAAGCCCCCCAGCCCCCCCUCUUCACCAGGACGCACAAGUCUCCACCCAGAGCCAAGGAGAGGCGGGGCUUCACGCCGGCUUCCUCCGUGGUGGUGACGGGCGAGCAGCGGUUUCUAGAGGGACUGCAGACCACGUUCGAUCUCCAGCUCACAGACCAGCCCGGAGACGCCAAGCUGAGGACGGUGGUCAUCGACGGGAGCAACGUGGCAAUGAGUCACGGGCUCAGUCACUUCUUCUCCUGUCGAGGAAUCGCUCUGGCUGUGCAGCACUUCUGGGACCGAGGCCACCGGCACAUCAGCGCCCUGCUGCCUCAGUGGAGACAGAAGAGCGACCCCAGGAUCAAAGAGCAGCACUAUCUGACGGAGCUGCAGAAGCUGGGCCUGCUCAGCUACACCCCCUCCCGAGAGGUGCAGGGCAAGAGGAUCACCUCGUACGACGACAGACUCAUGCUGCAACUCGCUCAGAAGACGGACGGAGUCAUCGUGACCAACGACAACCUGAGGGACCUCUCUGACGAGACGCCCGUGUGGAGGGACAUCAUCAAGAAGAGACUUCUUCAGUACACGUUUGUGGGCGAUCACUUCAUGGUGCCGGACGACCCCAUGGGGAGAGGAGGGCCCCACCUGGACCACUUUCUGCGCUCAGAGCACAGGACUCCCGACCCAGGAAACCACUCUUUUGCUGGCGUAGCGUCCAAUUUCCCUCCGACCAAACCCCCCCGAUCCCAAACAGAGCUGCUGAACUUCCGCGACCGAACGCCGGGCGGCGGCGUGAAUCCGGCGAGCAGGGGGGGCCGGGGGAAAGGGAAGUGGCCCGGCAGGGGGAAGGACAUGGGGCCCCAGCACAAGCAGCUCGGGGCUGCGGGUCCUGGGCUGAUGCUCCAGGCCCACAGGAGUCCCGAGGACACGGCCGACCUGAGGGAGCAGCUCGGUCAUGUGUUCCCGGCUCAGGACAACGUGGUGACGCUGGUGCUGCAGCUGCACCCGGCAGAGACGGACAUCAACAUGCUCUCGGAUCUGAUCCUGGAGCAGCAGGACUAGAAAUCCCUCCUGCUUUUUUGGCGUGAACUCCAGAACUUGUCCUGUUUUGUGUCCUCCACGUACAAAGGAGCUCAUUAGUUUGAGUGUUAAUGUCGAGGUUUCUUAACCUGAGUUUCCAUUUUUCCCAUAAGUUUGGUUUUACUUUGUUAUUAGCACAGACUCUGCUUUUAAAUGACUCGAUCAGAGCAAGAGAUGAAAUCUUUUUCUUCAUCUUUGCACAGUGGGAGGAGGCGGAGACACGUCGUCCAUCUUUAUUUUAAAGUCCACAGCUUCUAUUUAAUGUCGUGAGCGAUGUGUAAUGACACCAGCCGUCAUCCUCAGGGUUGUCGUGACCGAUGUGAGGUCACCGGUGUCCCCGCCUCCUCCGUCUUCUCUGUUAUUAACUUCAGCACUUUCUGUUUUGUUUGUCGAGUUUGAGAAAAUAAUCCAGUGAGACUCGUCUUAACUUCUUAACAGAUGCUUUUUAUAUUCCAAAAAUUAUUUGUUGUACUGAAUUUAUUCUUCUAUUUUUAAUCCUUUCUAUGUAAAAACGUUUUGUCAGAGCAUCGGGUGUGAGAUGAGGGGGAAAUACUAAACCAGCGAUUAUGACAUCACUUUUAUAUCCUAAUUUAUUUUACAGCAGGUCCAAUGAACAGAGGAUGAAUACGAUGUUUUCACUGUGGAAGAGACGGGACUCGUUCUUUUAUGUAGAAGAAAACAUCGGGUUUGAUUUAAACGUUGAUUUUCUGACUGUUCAAAAUAAAUAAAAUUGUAUAUUUUA
Molecule: messenger RNA, 3869 nt
Organism: Pleuronectes platessa (European plaice)
Lineage: Eukaryota; Metazoa; Chordata; Actinopteri; Pleuronectiformes; Pleuronectidae
Gene: khnyn
Product: KH and NYN domain containing
Exons: 9
Coding region: 161-3109 (982 amino acids)
Cellular component (GO): cytoplasmic ribonucleoprotein granule; nucleus
Molecular function (GO): RNA endonuclease activity; mRNA binding
Source: RefSeq, a predicted model, not a curated record